AUGGCGAACAAAAACAAAGGCAAGUCUAUCGAGUCAUCAGACUCCAUUGAUGAUUAUAAUAAACGACUUGUACCCAACAUUUCAUUAGAUAUAUUGACAGAGAGCCUAGGAUUUGAGAGCUUUAACGAGAAAUCAAAAUGCAUUUUCGAUGAAAUAGUAGAGGCAGCGGAACGAAGAUCAAGAUCAAGAUCAAAUACAAAUGCCAAAGAGGAAAUAAAAUCUACUACUAAUGCAGCAGUUAGAGAUUUCCCGCCACUUCUAUCAAGUUUGUAUGAGAGUGGACGGCCCAGAUUUAAUCUAGAAAAAGUGCGGGAAAACGGACGGUUACAGAUUUCAAGCGUGAAAAACACUCGUCCGGAGGUUAUUGUUGAACGUACACCUCCAGGUGCAGAUCAUGAAGAAAGUGAUGGCCGAGUCAGAAUAAAGUUCAUCGAUGGAAAAACAGAUUGUUCUUCUUCUUCUUCUUCUUCUGGUAAGGAGGAAUAAUAAUACAAGAACAGUAGAAACAAGAAAAAUCUUGAAAAUGGCAGUUAUAGUGAAUAUUUGUGUUGAUAUAGUGAUAGAACUGAUAGUGAGGGUAGUUUAGUAAUUUCGUUCUAUUUGGAUCCUGCAUGAAGAAUAAAUGUAAAUGUGUGUGGCAUGCAAAAGAAAAAAAAAUCAAAAAGAUUUUAUGGCGA
Solanum dulcamara is the source of this 677-nucleotide messenger RNA. RefSeq lists its product as uncharacterized. NCBI's taxonomy places the organism in Eukaryota, Viridiplantae, Streptophyta, Magnoliopsida, Solanales, Solanaceae. The transcript has a single exon. The coding region runs from base 1 to 486 and encodes 161 amino acids. The record is from RefSeq and is a predicted model, not a curated record.